AUGUCGUCAUCAUCAAAGGCGAUGAAUUCCCUCAGGCUAGAUCUAAAGCUGAAUGGUUACGCCAAAGUCAACCCAACGGACAAGACCAGGGAGUUUCUGCGUGAUUUUUUCAAGGUUCUAUCUCCUGAGGGACGUGAACACCUCGCGAAUGACGUUUUCGAGUGCUCAGGCGAUGAGCAGCUUCGGAAUUUAGUCCGAAGUAUCGAAACUGGUCUACUGGUCCCCUUGAAAGCACAGGGCGGAAAAACCCCCAGUGACAUCACACCGUCUCCACGCCCUGGCAUUGAAGAUUCAAUCGAGAAUCUUAAGAGCGAGGGCAUAGAACCUAUCACUAGAAGCCCUCAGUCACGACUCCGGCACAACUGUUUAGAAAGAGAUGGUUACAAAUGUGUCGCAACGGGGAGGUACAGUGGCAGUCACGCCCACCCAAAGAACGCACCCACCGCUUAUCUUGAAGCCGCCCAUAUCAUUCCAUUUGCACUUGGAUCCUUUCAAUCAAAUGUCAGCGAGGCAGUGCAUAGACAUGCAACGAUUUGGCUCAACCUCAGGCGCUACUUUCCGGUUCUUCGCCACUUGUCCUUUACUUCCGAAGAAAUCAACUCGGAAAAGAACGUCCUAAUGCUGGACAUGGUGCUGCACAAGGAAUUCGGGCAAUUUAGAGUCAUUUUUGAAGCGACCGGGAUUGCUAACCAGUAUCGUGUCAAGAGCUUUCCAGAGGCCGUCACCGGUGCGAUAGAAAAUCUACCCCACAAUCGGCUUAUCAGAUUCAGAGUCCACAAAGGAAAUUGGGAACUUCCAGAUCCCGCCCUUCUCAAAAUUCACGCUUGUAUCGGAAACUUUCUGCACAUGAGUGGCCGCGCGGAGACUAUCGACAAAAUCUUGAAAGAUUUCGAUGAUUGUGGUGGGCUUGCCCCGGACGGAAGCUCCAAUCUUGAGGACCUCCUUGCAGUAAGCCGUCUCUCACUGCUACCCACGAAUGUCAACGAAACGCCCGAUUCCAAAUUCAAGAAGUCCACGUCAAAGCAACUUCCUACGGAGCAGUCACGCCCGAUGGAGUAG
This is a messenger RNA of Penicillium bovifimosum, 1059 nucleotides long. RefSeq names its product HNH endonuclease signature motif containing protein. Bases 1 to 1059 code for a protein of 352 amino acids. The record is from RefSeq and is a predicted model, not a curated record. NCBI's taxonomy places the organism in Eukaryota, Fungi, Ascomycota, Eurotiomycetes, Eurotiales, Aspergillaceae. The transcript is spliced from 2 exons.